Molecule: messenger RNA, 831 nt
Organism: Metarhizium acridum CQMa 102
Lineage: Eukaryota; Fungi; Ascomycota; Sordariomycetes; Hypocreales; Clavicipitaceae
Cellular component (GO): cytoplasm
Source: RefSeq, a predicted model, not a curated record
AUGGAUUUCGAUGAUGAUGCCCCUCCGGAGUUGGUUGACACUGCGGGGCAGAUUGAACAAAAUGGUGAAGAAAUUACAGUCAAAGUCCCUAUUACAAUUGUGACUGGUUACUUGGGAGCUGGAAAGACGACAUUGUUGAAUUACAUCUUGACGGCUCAACAUGGCAAGAAGAUUGCCGUUAUUAUGAAUGAAUUUGGAGAUUCACUGGACAUUGAAAAGUCUCUCACCGUCAACCAGGGAGACGACAGGGUGGAGGAAUGGCUAGACGUGGGAAACGGCUGCAUUUGCUGUUCAGUCAAGGAUACUGGCGUAAAUGCCAUAGAGUCUCUUAUGGAAAAGAAAGGUGCAUUCGACUAUAUCCUCUUAGAAACCACAGGCCUCGCAGACCCAGGCAACAUCGCGCCGUUGUUUUGGGUAGAUGAUGGGUUGGGAAGCACGAUAUAUUUGGAUGGAAUCGUUACCUUGGUUGACGCGAAAAAUAUUCUGCGCAGCUUGGAUGAUCCAACUGGGAAGGUUGAGGGGCAUCAAGACCACGAUGAUCACGGGCCGCUGAUGACGACCGCGCAUGUGCAAAUAUCUCACGCAGAUGUCAUCGUUAUUAACAAGUCAGACCUUGCUACAGAGGCCGAGUUACAGCUUGUCAAGGCUCGCAUCCAAUCCAUCAACGGCCUAGCGAAGUUGCAUGUUACUGAAAAGAGCGUCGUGCCCCAACUAGAAGGACUAUUACUUGAUCUGCAUGCAUACGACCAAUUCAACGAAGGGAAUGAACGGCUCAAAGGCCACAGUCAUCUCGAUCCUGUAAGCCAGCGAAUAGAGCAUUGCUUUUACUAG